Messenger RNA from Aphanomyces astaci, 1905 nucleotides. RefSeq lists its product as hypothetical. The record is from RefSeq and is a predicted model, not a curated record. Bases 49 to 1854 code for a protein of 601 amino acids. Gene Ontology annotation, cellular component: membrane. The transcript has a single exon. NCBI's taxonomy places the organism in Eukaryota, Oomycota, Saprolegniomycetes, Saprolegniales, Verrucalvaceae.
AGCAACUCCAUCAUCAUCCCUCAAGCACCUCCAUCAUUGCUCUAGGCUAUGUCGAUAGCAUUCAGCGGCGAAUGCCUGGUGCUCCUUCUCUUCACUGGGUACAUGCUCCAUUACUACAAGGAUGCACACGUCGGGUACCUCGUCUACAGCUUUGUAUUUGUGAGCUGGUAUGCAGGCUUUCUGGGGCUCGUGUUGCUACCAGUGGACAUCUCGGCGACUGUGGCAGCGUCGUCCUCCACGCAUGCGUCUCUCUUGACAGGAUGGAAGCUAUUGUACUGGUUGACGUUCAUUCUUAGUUGGGUGAUCCUCCCCGUGCUCAUCGAAUACAGCCAGAGCGGUGCGUUCACGCCGCAGCAAAAGCUCCGCGCGUCCGUACAGUAUCUCCUCCGGCACUACGCGGUCCUUCUCGCCACUGGUGUCGCGCUACUGACGUACCUUGUAGUGGUGGACCAUUUCACGCUCUCUGGACUUGUCGGACUGGCCAUGACGCUAUCCAACACGUACGGCCUGCUGUGGCUGAUUGGGCUGCUCGGGUUCGGCCUCGUCAACGUCCCGCGCAGCGUGUGGCGCUCAGCGAGUCCACACGACCAGUUGCGGCGCAUAUACUUUCGCGCGAUCCAGAUCCACGACGACCGCGUCGAAGCCAUGUUCACGUACGAAGACGUCGUGCGUGACGUCCAGGACACGGUCCGGCGCUUUCAUGCGGUGGAGCAGUCCACCAUCAUUCUCACGCCGGAUGUUCAAUACAUCAAGCAAUGUUUGCGCCAUGUCACAGACACAUUGGGCCUCGACAACAACGACGAGGAGACGGGAGGUCGAAUGAAACGAGUCCAUAAACCAAAACCACUGCGGCCAUCGUCGUCAGCUCCUUCUGUCACGUCAUACGUCCAGCUCGAUCCAGCAUUACCUUCCGAAUCCGACGUGAUACUGCUGCAUGGCCGCGUGAAGCGCAUUAAGGCCGACUUGCGGCGAUGUGAACAAGCAUGGCAGGAAGUGUGCUGGUCCGCGCAGCGCUUGCUUCAGUGGGCAAACCAGGAAGACCAGCACCUCAGUGGCAGUGUAACUUCGUCGCCCACUUCAUCCAUGCUGGCCGCUUUACAUGUUAUGUGGCCGUACAUCGUGGGCGCCGCCACGGCAUGCUGUGUGUUUGGGUCGGUCGUGGUGUUGUGGAGCGAAGUGUUUAUGGGCGUCAACCCUCGGCUGUCCCCACUGGGCCAGUUGCUCACUACUUCCUCUGCCACUUCUACAGAAACUACAGCCAAGAGUGGUAGCUUGACUGUCCAGCUGGUCCUCGGCGCCGUGCUCACGUACAUGGGCACGUGCGUCUACCAAAGUUUGUUCUCCAUUCGAGGGUUUGGCCGAGUAGCGCUCCACGGCGCGCACAACUCGACCGAGCUAAGCCUUCUCACGGCGGCAGUCCAGCAGUGCCGACUGCAGUUUUCCCUUGGCUACAACUUUUGCCUGUUGCUCAACCGCCACGGCGUCACAGACCGCGCGGCGUUCCACACGCUGUUCACGGACAUGCGAAUGAUCCACUUCUUCGGCACCGACUUCAAUGUGUACCUGCCCAUGUGUAUGAUCGUCGUGGCCGCGGGAACCAUGUGGCAAGGGUAUGCACGCCUGGUCAAGUCGAUGGGAUUGGAGCAGUACGAAGAGCUCAUACCAGGGCACGUUGAACACGAAGCCAGGGUCCACCAAGGCGAAGCCCUUGUCAUGAAAGGUAUUGACAAGUACACGAAACGAAAAGCCAAAUUGGACAAGAUGGCGGCGGCGGACGACCAACGACGAGGGCGACAACGACAUGCCACAACUCAAGGCGAGACCGGAUUAGCCCAGGCACUUCUAGAUGAGUGAUAGUGGAGCUAAUGUGGAAUGAAUAUUAAUACACAGAUAUACAGUUUCCCC